Messenger RNA from Mya arenaria, 1123 nucleotides. RefSeq lists its product as uncharacterized. Lineage: Eukaryota; Metazoa; Mollusca; Bivalvia; Myida; Myidae. Bases 146 to 496 code for a protein of 116 amino acids. The transcript is spliced from 2 exons. The record is from RefSeq and is a predicted model, not a curated record.
AGCAACUCGGUAACUGAAGCGAUUACCACAACAGUUGAUAUUUGUGAAAACUAUGAAUAAAGUAAAUGGUUUAAGUCAAUGAUCUUGACAUAGUUCAACAGCAUACUGUAUUCACAAGAACACGGAUUUAAUUAAGACUAACAGGAUGCCCAAAACAAGGAAAUAUAUGUACAAUGUUGAACAGACACACAAUGAGACAAAGGUUCAGGACGGCGCUCAAAAUAAAGCCUUCCAGUCAGAAGCAACGGAGGUGACAUCGCAUACAGACACUGCUGACCGAAACACAGGACAAUUAGGCGCUUCAGUCGACGCUCAAAAUGCCGUGCCUGACAACGCACUCGAUCUUGACUACCUCGAUGAAGGAAAAGAAAAUCUACGUAAAAGAUUUGGCGAUUUUGAGUUUACAAAAGAGGACAGAUAUAAACUUGCUUUCCUUAUACUGUUUCCCGUGACGUGUUUUCUAAUUGCUGUGGUUGUGACGUCACAGUAUGUAUAAUGGUAGAUGGUUUGAUAAUAGUUCACUCACAGAAUCAAGAGUUUACUUUUUGUAUAUACAUGAGUUAUUACACACUGUAUUUGACGUUGUUCUGACAUGAUGCAUCGCCAAUAAAAAGUAAAAGACCACCUGCAACUGUAUCGUGUAUUGUAUAGUUGUACUGUUAACUUGUACUGCAAACUUGUACUGUUGCUUGUAUUGAAAACUUGUAUUGUAAACUUGUAUUUUAAACUUGUACUGCAAAUUUGUAUGUAAACUUGUAUUGCAAACUUGUACUUUUACCUGUACUGUAAACUUGUACAGUUACCUUUACUGUAAACUUGUAUUGUAAACUUGUACUGUAAAUUGUAUUGUAAACUUGUACUGUUAACUAUUGUAAUGUAAACUUGCACUGUAAACUUGUAUUGUAAACUCGUACUGUAAACUUAUACUGUACACUUGUAUUGUAAACCAGCACUGUAAACUUGAACUCUUACUUGUUAAAUCGUUCAUCUAUGUAUGUAAUAAGAUACAUGCAAUAUAUAUGCAUACAAUUUAUUGUAAAUUGAUGCUAAACGCUAGUCAUGGCUGAGUUUAUCAGAAAAGAGCAAAACAGUCUAUUAAGACUUUUACAUGGUGCAUCGUCUU